AGGAUUCUUUCCACAUUUCAUUUGUGAUAUUAUUCUCUCGAUGGUUGGUGACUAAUGAAGAUUUCAUCAAGCCCCUCAUAUACACAUAGUUUCUUGAUAUCAUAUUGGGUUUUAGGGGAAGAUUCAUCAGGAGGGUCCAUGGAUUGCAAUAAGCUCAUCUGACAAGACGAUACAAGACUUUCCGAAACUUGAAGGUAGGUGGAAUUUCUCUUUAUUGAUUUUUAUUGUUAUAUUAAGAAAGUUCAAGAACUUUAUUGUUGAAUGGGAUUAUCUCCAUGAAAUCAAUCUUCAUCUCCAUGAAAUCAAUCGUCAUCUGUAAGACUGUUUCAUAGUGAAUUUUUUACGAGCUCACAACACAGUUGCAAGAGAAGGUAAAAUGUCCCUCCAAACACUGAAUUACCCAUCACAUUUGUUCAGUAAACUGAGUAAGCAAAUUCUGCAUAAAACAAGAAUGAAUCCAGUGUUGGUUGUAACCCCGCUACCAGAAUGGGAUAACAAACCCAGGUCUACAAAGACUUUUGGUUUAAAAUCGGCUUCUGUGAGUAAUCAGACUCCUACUAAAGGUUCUUUAUUAUGUCAGUUAAAUGCUGUGGGGAUAAUUGGAGGCGUGUCUGCUGAUGCCAGCUUGUAUUUUGCAAGAAAGCUUAUAACCCGAAGCAAUGAGGGUAACGAAGACAUAAAUACCAUUCCUUUUGUUCUCUGUUCAGAUCCGAUAUUAAAUAAGAGCCUUUUACACCACAACAAUGUGUCACAAUUGAAUGAACACACCACAAUUGUAGAAAGUUUGAGGCAUAAAAGGCUUUUUCUUGAAAAAUCAGGGGUUCGUUGUAUAGUGAUGCCAUGUCAAAUCUCACAUUCAUGGUAUGAUGAAGUUUCAAAAGGGUGUUCUAUUCCUGUAUUACAUAUGGGUGAGUGUGUUGCAAAGGAGCUUAAAGAAGCUAAAUUAAAGCCAUUUGAAGCUGGAAGUCCAUUGCGAAUUGGGGUUCUUGCCACCAAUGAUAUCCUAAAUGCAGGAUUCUAUCAAGAUAAACUUCAGAAGGAGGGUUUUGAGGUUGUUCUGCCAGAUAAAGCUACCAUGGAACACACAAUAGUCCCAUCAAUUGAAGCCAUUAGCAGAAAGGAUAUAGUAGGAGCACAAAACCUGUUGAGAAUUGCAUUACAGGUGCUUCUUGUCAGGGCUGUGAAUAUCGUCGUUCUUGCAUCGGAUGAUAUGAGGGCACUUCUGCCACAUGAUGAUCCCCUGUUGAAAAAAUGUGUCGACCCAUUGGAUUCAUUAGCUAGGUCAACCAUCAAGUUUGCUCAAUCUGCCAGUAAUGGUUAUUAAAGAUCAAAUAGCAAAAAACAUUAUAGAAUUCUGGCAUUCAUAUAUUUGUAUUGCUAAAAAAGAUAAACCUUGGUACCAUCUGUCA
Messenger RNA from Erigeron canadensis, 1409 nucleotides. Its product is annotated as broad specificity amino-acid racemase RacX. The transcript has 2 exons. Lineage: Eukaryota; Viridiplantae; Streptophyta; Magnoliopsida; Asterales; Asteraceae. The record is from RefSeq and is a predicted model, not a curated record. Bases 377 to 1324 code for a protein of 315 amino acids.